CAGCUCCCCGCUCCCCGCUCACAUCACCGUCCUCUCCAUCUCUCUCCGGUCAGAGGAUCUCCAGAGCGACGCUCAUUAAAGGCCUUCAAAGGAGAGUGGGAUUACACUGAAGAAAAAUGACUCUAGCAGCCUACAAAGAGAAGAUGAGAGAGCUCCCCCUAGUGUCUCUCUUCUGUUCCUGCAUCCUACCGCAGCCGCAAGAAAAGAUCACCAAAACAAAAGAAGGUGUGGUGGACCUCAACCUGUGCAUCAUCAGAGACAUGGAGGUGAUCGAGCUGAACAAGCGGGCCUCGGGUCAGGCCUUCGAGGUGAUCCUGAGGCCGCCCUCCUUCGAGGGGAACCACGACUUCCACCCCACCAUCCCCCCACGCAGAGACCCGUCCCUGGAGGAGAUCCAGAAGAAGCUGGAGGCGGCGGAGGGCAGGAGGAAGUGCCAAGAGGCAGAGCGCCUGAAGCAGCUGGCUGAGAAGCGAGAGCACGAGCGGGAGGUGGCGCAGAAAGCCAUCGAGGAGCACAACAACAAGAUCAGGAUGGCCAGGGAGAAGCUUGAGCAGAAGAUGGAGGCCAAGAAGGAAAAGAGAGACGCCCACAUCGCCGCCAUGCUGGGGCGCCUACAGGAGAAGGACAAGCAUGCUGAGGAGGUUCCUUGAGGCCUGGUCAGAACUCUCGCUGAACAUUUGGAAGCCCGUUCACCAGAGGACUGACUUUCUUUAUCUUAAAAAAAAAAAAAGCUCAGCUUGCUAGUUUGGGACAGAAAACAUUACGUUAACAAACACUACGGUUGGGAUGCUGGGACUUUUUGCUCACUAGAGGGACGGGUCAUCUCUGGCGCUUACGCUACAGGUCGAGAGCGAACUGACCAGCUGAAAGAAUUGAUCGUCGCUACCUUAAUGUGGAGGGUCAUAACAACACUUUGCCCAUGUGCCAACUGUGCCCGGGGUGUCUGUUUGUGAGUGUGACCAUGUGUGUGUGUGUGUGUCUGUGUGCGCGCGCGCGUGCGUGUUGGUGUGUUUGCGUUCAUGUCUGUGUGUGAGGCAAAUCUGCUGCUGUCAUCUGCAAGAGGAUUUCACAAGAUGUGCAUUAACUUGUCAAAUGCAGGCCAUUUUGAAAAUGUUCAUUUUUCUAUGAGAACAGCGAGCGUGUUGUUGACACGUUGUUCUCACUGUAAAUACUCUCACAUGGCUGAGAAUCAGCUGGUUUCUGAUGUGGCUGUUUACUGCUGUACAGAAAAGUGUGAUAAAUAUAUUUUAGAUGACAUUAAAGGAGCCUUGUAUUAUUGCA
This is a messenger RNA of Clupea harengus (Atlantic herring), 1281 nucleotides long. It is a transcript of the gene stmn4l, whose product is annotated as stathmin-like 4, like. Gene Ontology annotation, molecular function: tubulin binding. NCBI's taxonomy places the organism in Eukaryota, Metazoa, Chordata, Actinopteri, Clupeiformes, Clupeidae. Gene Ontology annotation, cellular component: cytoplasm; neuron projection. Gene Ontology annotation, biological process: regulation of microtubule polymerization or depolymerization; microtubule depolymerization; neuron projection development. The record is from RefSeq and is a predicted model, not a curated record.